This is a messenger RNA of Puntigrus tetrazona (Sumatra barb), 2647 nucleotides long. RefSeq names its product ribophorin I (gene rpn1). Bases 149 to 1945 code for a protein of 598 amino acids. NCBI's taxonomy places the organism in Eukaryota, Metazoa, Chordata, Actinopteri, Cypriniformes, Cyprinidae. The transcript has 10 exons. The record is from RefSeq and is a predicted model, not a curated record. Gene Ontology annotation, cellular component: oligosaccharyltransferase complex; membrane.
UGACGUCACUCAGGAGGGAAUGAAUGAAGCGUCAUCCUUCAGGAGCAGCUUCUGCAGCGCGAGGCCUCACAGCACGCGCAAACACCGACUUCGGGCAGGACUAAUUAAACUCAUUCACCUCUAAAUCACAACACAUAAGCGGCGGAGCAUGUGGCGCGCCGGAGCGGUGAGUUUUGCGCUAAUCGCGUGUUUUUUUCGCGCGUCGCUGUGCGCGGAGGGGCUGGUGAAUGAAGACGUGAAGCGCACGCUGGACCUGAGCUCGCACCUCGCGAAGAUCACGGCGGAGAUCCAGCUCGCGAAUCACGGAGCCUCGCGAGUCAACGGCUUCACCCUCGCGCUGGAGGCCGAGCUCGCGCCGCACCUGGCCUUCGUCGGUGCAUCUGUGAAGGGUGAAGAAGAGGAGGAUGAAAGUCUGGAGCUGAAAGAGACAACUGUUCAUGGACAGAGUGGUAAGUUCUUCGAGGCACAGUUACCGUCGUCUCUUGCUCCGGGGGCUAAACUGCGGGUGAAGGUCGAGACGGUGUUCAGCCACGUGCUGAAGCCCUUCCCCACCCACAUCACCCAAGCCGAGAGACAGCUGGUGGUCUUCCAGGGGAACCAUUACCUGUACUCCCCGUACCCCACCCGCUCCCAGACCACCCGCGUUCGGCUGGCCUCCAAAACCGUGGAGAGCUACACCAAGCUGGGAAACCCCACCAAGAGUGACGAGAGCGUCGAGUACGGACCUUUCAAAGAUGUUCCUCCCUUCAGCCAGGAUGCCAUGAAGAUCCACUAUGAGAACAACACGCCUUUCCUCACCAUCAGCAGCAUCACUCGCACCAUCGAGGUCUCUCACUGGGGCAACAUCGCCGUGGAGGAGACCAUUGACCUGAGACACACCGGUGCUUACCUGAAGGGGCCUUUCUCCCGUUAUGACUACCAGAGGCAGUCCGACAGCGGCAUUUCAUCAGUCAAAUCUUUCAAGACCAUCCUCCCAGCCUCUGCUCAGGACGUGUAUUACCGUGAUGAGAUCGGGAACAUCUCCACAUCUCACCUCCAAGUCCUAGAUGAUUCCGUCGAGGUUGAAAUCCGUCCCCGUUUCCCUCUGUUCGGUGGCUGGAAAACACAUUACAUCAUUGGUUAUAAUCUUCCCAGCUACGAGUAUCUCUACAAUCUGGGAGAUCAGUAUGCUCUGAAAAUGCGUCUGGUGGAUCAUGUUUAUGAUGACCAAGUUAUUGACCAACUAACUGUGAAACUGAUCCUUCCUGAAGGAGCCAGAAAUAUCCACUUGGACACUCCCUACCCUAUCACCCGCAGCCAGGACGAGCUGCAUUACACUUACCUGGACACCUUCGGCAGACCUGUGCUGGUGGCCACCAAGAACAAUCUGGUGGAGCAGCACAUUCAGGACGUUGUGGUUCACUACACCUUCAAUAAGAUCCUGAUGCUGCAGGAGCCCUUGUUAGUGGUUGGAGCGUUCUACAUCCUCUUUUUCACCGUCAUCAUCUACGUGCGCCUCGACUUCUCCAUCACCAAGGAUCCGGCAGCAGAGGUGCGCAUGAAGGUGGCCUCCAUCACCGAGCAGGUCCUGACUCUGGUGAACAAGCGUCUCGGUCUGUACCGCCACAUGGACGAAGUUGUGAACCGCUACAAGCAGACCCGUGAUACCGGAGCACUGAACAGCGGCCGAAAGACCCUGGAGGCCGAGCACCGCACCCUCUCCAAUGACAUCAGUGCUUUACAAGCCCGCCUCAAAGCAGAGGGCUCCGAUCUGGCUGAAAAAGUUGGUGAGAUACAGAAGUUAGAUAACCAGCUGAAGGAUCUGGUGUGCCGAUCCUGUCAGGAGGCCGAACGCCUGGUGGCUGGAAAAGUGAAGAAAGAUGCCUACAUCGACUCUGAUAAAACCCUGUCGGGCAAGAGGCAGGAGCUGGUCAGCCGCAUCGACAGCCUUCUGGACGCCUUGUAAAUCAAACAUCAGAUUGUCCAGUCUUCAGCCGGGCCAUGAAACAGCCACCGCCCUCAGAAACAGUCACCCGCACUCAGACUGGACUGACAGAUCGAUGGUGUACACGCAAACAGUAUGCAUCAUUCUGUGAGCAUCGUGCUUGUAGGGCGAGAAAGUGAUGCUCGCAGGAUGUGCGUCUUGUUUUGUGUUGCUGAAUGUGUGUGAUUUGGAAGAGGGUUUUGUUUGUUUGUGUGUGUGUACCCAGAUGCAGAACGUUUUUUUUUUUUUUUUUACAUUUAACAUUUCUGAAUGUCAAAUGCAGUCUUCAUUCACUCAAUCCUGAAGAAUGGUUCCUUUUAAUACUCAGUUGCAGUUUUGGAGUCGGGUUUGAAUUAAAAUUAGCUCACCUAAAAAAAAACAAAAAAAAAAAAACCUUUGCACUUAUUGUUUCCAAAAAAAAUAAGAUUAGAGAAUGAUCUGCCGUUUCCUAAAACGUAAGUCUGCAACAGCAUAUGCUGAAACAGUUGCCACUGAUAUGUUCAGUUUUCUAAUGGGGUUUUAUUUCUCACGUUUUUUUUUUUUUUAUGAUUUUCAUAUUUUGUAAGUGAUUCAUUUCAUAUCUACAGUGAAUGAUAUUGAGUUUUGUAUGCCAAGGAUAAAUGUGACCGAUUUCGCUGGUAAAUCAUUUUCAGUCCGUGAAUAAAUAAGGUGUGUGAAACCAGA